Messenger RNA from Aphanomyces astaci, 780 nucleotides. RefSeq lists its product as hypothetical. The record is from RefSeq and is a predicted model, not a curated record. The coding region runs from base 1 to 780 and encodes 259 amino acids. The transcript has a single exon. NCBI's taxonomy places the organism in Eukaryota, Oomycota, Saprolegniomycetes, Saprolegniales, Verrucalvaceae.
AUGGACGUGCAGUUGAUGGCCAUGCAAUUUAGAUGGCUGUGGGUCAACUGCUUUGUGGUCAAAGCUGUCAAAAUCGUGCUCAACUAUGUCAGCAUGUCCCGGUUCAACGGAUCCAAUGCAUUCGUGGGGUUUUGCAACUUUAGCUCCGUGUCGUACCUGUACCUGGGCGCCGUGGUUGUCAUGCUGCGCACGCCGUACAUUGAAUAUGGCAACUCGGACCGCGCGACGCUGUCGUCGACAUCCACCGAUCUCGACCACAUCCGUGUCGACUUCUACGAAUCGUGGUUUGUGCGAUCGCUCCCAAGCAUGGUGGUCGUGAUGGUCUUGAAUUUGGUCGUUGUGUUGAGUAUCGACCGGUUAAUUAACCGGCAUACGUGGCGCCGCCUCUCGCGGAACUCACUCGGUCGCCAAGUCAUGUUUAACUCGUCGUCGAUUUUAUGUGAAAUGUGCUACUCGUUUUACGAGUUGGACAACUACCCUAACAACCAAGCGGUGGUCGUCAAGACAAGGGCGCUGUGCACGGUCCAGUGGUUUCUCAUGUGCCACAUUGUGUGCUUUGGCCUGCCAGAAGACCCCAAACACGUGCGCGCAAUGCUCACAAAGUCCAUGGGCAGCGGCGGUAGCACCACGUGGGGCGAUCCAGCUCGACCGACGCGACCGGCGGUAAGCCGCGGAUCGCCAAGCGGUCAACAAACCGAUCGCUUGUGGCGGCCGCAGACCUGGCCGCCCUGCAGACCGUGGCCGAGGACAAUGACGGCGGCGGGUACAAGGUCCAUGUGA